GCGGCGGCCAUGGAGGAGCCGGUCGGGGAGGCUCCGUCGCCGGAGGUAACGGCGGCGGCGAGGAAGCAGCAGGGGGUGAAGCGGCAUCACCACAAGCACAACCUGAAGCAUCGCUACGAGCUGCAGGAGACCUUGGGCAAAGGCACCUAUGGCAAAGUCAAGCGGGCCAUCGAGAGGCGUACUGGCAGAGUGGUUGCAAUAAAAUCCAUUCGUAAGGACAAAAUUAAGGAUGAACAAGAUAUGGUUCACAUCAGACGGGAGAUUGAGAUCAUGUCAUACCUCAGCCACCCUCAUAUCAUCGCCAUAUAUGAAGUGUUUGAAAAUAAAGAUAAGAUUGUAAUCAUCAUGGAGUAUGCAAGUAAAGGAGAGUUGUAUGAUUACAUCAGUGAGAGGCGGCGAUUGAACGAAAGAGAGACAAGACACUUCUUUCGACAAAUAGUCUCUGCUGUACAUUACUGCCACAAGAAAGGUGUUGUCCACAGGGACCUAAAAUUGGAAAACAUCCUUCUUGAUGACAAUUUUAAUAUUAAGAUUGCUGAUUUUGGACUCUCCAACCUUUAUCACAAAGACAAGUUUCUGCAGACCUUUUGCGGAAGCCCACUCUAUGCUUCCCCUGAAAUAGUUAAUGGACGACCUUACAGAGGCCCAGAGGUUGACAGCUGGGCCCUUGGUGUAUUGCUUUACACUCUGGUUUAUGGAACGAUGCCCUUUGAUGGCUUCGAUCACAAAAAUCUCAUCAGGCAGAUCAGCAGUGGAGAGUAUCGUGAGCCAACGCAGACCUCAGAUGCUCGUGGUCUUAUCCGAUGGAUGCUGAUGGUAAACCCUGAACGCCGAGCAACCAUUGAAGACAUUGCCAACCACUGGUGGGUUGACUGGGGCUACAAUAGUAGUGUUUGUGACUGUGAUGCCAAGAGGGACUCCGAGCCCCCACUGCUGGCAAGGUUCAUUGAUUGGCAUCACCGAUCUACUGGCCUCCAACCAGAGACUGAUACCAAAAUGAAGUGCCUUUCUAAGCCCAAAGGUCCUGAGGUCACACUAGAGAGACAAAGGUCUCUGAAAAAAUCAAAAAAGGAAAAUGACAUUGCACAGUCCAUCCAGGAAGGAGGAGCUGAAAAUGCAUCCAAACCCACCUCUAAGAGACCCAAAGGCAUCCUGAAGAAAAGGAGCAACAGUGAACAUCGAUCUCACAGUGCAGGUUUCAUUGAAGGAGUGGUCAGCCCAGUGUUACCCUCUGCUUUUAAGCUGGAGCAAGAGUUGUGUAGGACUGGUGUAGCCAUUAAAAGUGUUGUGGAGGGAGAGGUAGCAGGCAAAUACGGCACUAAGCAGUCUUCACUAAUGCCAAAAAAAGGAAUCCUAAAGAAGACUCAGCAGAGGGAAUCUGGCUAUUACUCCUCUCCAGAGCGAAGCGAAUCUUCUGAACUCUUGGACAAUAAUGAUGAGACAGUAAACAGUGACACUUCUCCAGGGGUCACAGAGCCAUCCAGAAAUGGGUCUUACGGCCAUUCCUGCAGGCGUAAGGGCAUCUUGAAACAUAACAGCAAGUAUUCUACCGGCAGCACCGAAUCUGCUUUGAUUAGCCCUGACACACCAACGCUGGAGGCCAUGGAAGAAGUUGUCCUGCCUGGAGAUGCAUUACCUCGAAGUUAUAGUCGUCCAUCCAGCGUGAUUAGUGAUGACAGUAUUUUGUCCAGUGACUCCUUUGAUUUGCUGGAUUUGCAAGAGAAUAGGCCAAACAGACAGAGGAUACGGAGCUGUGUCUCUGCUGAAAAUUUCCUCCAGAUCCAAGACUUUGAAGGACUUCAGAACCGCCCGCGGCCACAGUAUCUAAAACGUUAUCGCAACCGUCUGGGGGACAGCAGUUUUUCCCUUCUCACAGACAUGGAUGAUGUGACUCAGGUCUACAAGAAAGCCCUAGAGAUCUGCAACAAGCUCAACUAGCAGAGGGAAAAUGGAAAGGGAGGGAAGGGAGUUUUUCUGUGUACCUUUAUGGUGGAGUAAGCCAGGUCACUGAUUUGCUGACAGUGGUAGGUUUUGUUUCAAAGGACCUGACUACACCUACUUAGCUGAACAUCUAGUGAAGUAGCCCCAAAGCCAUCUCACGCUUCUCGUAAUUUUGUGUCCUCAAAAUAUUACCUACCUUACCAGAGAAAAACCUUUGGUCUUUGUAUAUGUGGUGAAAACACAUCAGGAUCUAGCAGACAAAAGCAUCAAGAUUUAAUGACUCAGAGUCAAAGCUAGACAGAAUUAAAACUGGAAGUGGGGGACACAUGUUUAGAGAGGUUUGUAAUUCAGAGUUGAAGUGAAUUCUUCAAGUCAAUCUUGGAUGUCUUUUAGAAAGAGAACCUUUAUUUUCCCCCAGAGUUAUUCAUCUGGAUACAGGCAUUGCACAUUGGGAAUCUUUAGCUUGCAUUAUGCAGGAGGCCAGGCUAGGUGGUCACCAUGGUCGCUUCCACUGGAGUCAUCAGAGAGGUUCUGAACGCAUUCUGGGACAGAUAAUUUGAGAGACUUGCCCCAGAAUAACUUCAUAUGGUGUAUGUGGACAAGUAGUGGAGCAGGCAUUCAGAUCUGGCCUCUCCCACAGCCAUUGCUCUUCAGUGAGCAGGAGGCCCUAAAAUUGUUUCCAACUAGUGCUCAUACCAGCAAAAACAGUCACAGAAAUGAUAAAGGGAAUUGGAAGAAUGGAUGUUAUCAGCAGCUAAAUGACCUCUCAAGGCAUUUCGACCCAUGUGUUCAAUUUGUGACUCUUUCAAGAUGGCCAACCAGAUGAAUGCCCAAAGAUGGAUCUAACAAAGGGUCUCAAGGGUUAACUGAUCCUCCAAUCAAGAGUUCAGUCGAUGUCAGCAAAUGGUGCCACCUUGCUGUUAGCUUGUAGUAUUUGAGGGUGACAGAUAGUUUGUGACCAGAAUGUUAGAUAAGGAAAAGGCUGUAGCAUGUAGGAAAAGGAUAGAGGUCAGAAUGUUAGUGGGAAGAUGCCUUUCUCCAAAUGAAAACGUUUCUAGGUAGGUAGUAAUGGAGCAGGAAGAAAUAAGCGAUGAAAUGAUAAUGGUAGAUUUGAUAUCAGAGUUUGCAUAAAAUUGCAGGCCUUUUUCUUUAUAGUGUAGCUGGUACUGCGUGAGCAAUGGUACCAGUUUGAAAAAAGAAAAAAAAGAGAAGGAUAUGUGGUUUUGUUCUCAGACAUAUCUAAUUAUUAAGACUGAAGGCUUCAACUCCCAUAAAGGUACCACAUGGGUCUACUGGAUUACCUGAAUGUAAGCCUAUGUCAGAAAGGCACUGUGUGUUUGACAGGCCUGGGCAAACUGGAAUCUUGAGGCCCAUUUCAGUCUCAUUUCUGUGACCACAUAGCCCCUGGCUUUCUUGGAGGUGCACCUGGUGUGAAUAAGUGGCAGGUUUCAGCCUAUGAUGUCAAGUGACCCACAGCUGCAAUACUUAACGUCUACACGUGUAUCCAGAGCAGAGGGACAUGGGGCAAACUCUGUUCUCGCUCCUACUCCAUAACUGGAACUGAAAGUAGAAUUUGGCCCACUGUGUCCCAAAUCCUAGAGAUCACAUGGAAAUGGAACAGAGUUCCUCUGGAGAUCCCCUGGGAAUCAGGGAUAACCCCAUAAAUCGUUGGCAUCUGGGGCAGGGAGCUAUUUCACUUGCAGAUUCCUUGUUCAGUGUAUCAUGGUACUCAAAUCUGCCGGUUCCUCCUAAAAAUCAACUGGGCUACCUAGCAUAAAGAUGAAUGAGCUUGAACUUCCUAAAUCAGUUAAUCUGCCUCUUAGGAGAACCUUUACUUAUUGUGAAACACUGGACCAAAUUUGGCCCUGGAGUAUGUGGCAUCUAUGAGAGAUGUGCUCUCAGGCAGUCAGGUGAAAUUUGGCUCACUGUCCAUUUGCUCAGGAAGGGCAACUGCAGGUGGUUUCUCUACAGAUGUGUACCUCUCUGUACAGACCUCCCAUCUUCUCACAGGCCCUGCAUGUGCUCUUUUUUGCCCAUCCCAAAUCAACACGCCAUUUUGCAGUGUAUUGAGUUAACAAGUUUGCUGUGGUGCAUUUUAAAAACAACUCGAGGUAGUCUCCGUGGCCUUUCUGAAACGAGGAUGUGCUUUGUAGCCGAGGCUUUUAACUUGUGCCCCGGAGCCAGAUCCUCAGCUGGUGUAAAUCAGCGCUGUCCCCUUGACGUGAUGGAGCAUCCCUUUGGUGGGGCUACGCUGAUCGGCACCUUCCCUGCAGAUCUGGUGCUAAACCUUGGAUGGAUUUAGGGAAGUUUCAGGAUGAAGGGAAGGGAACUCAGCCGGCCAUGGCAGGGAAGUGAGGAGCACCCCAAAAGUCUCAUAUCUCCCGAGGCCUUUGCCCAGGCCUGCUUCCUCGUGUACAAAUGUGAAUGAGUGAGUGACUGCUUGCUGCCAAACUGGAAAUGUUACGUAGGGAUUUACUGGCAUGUUACUGGCAUGUUACAUGUUUACUGGCAUGUUAUCAUUCCUAGAAGAGAAGAAAAAAAAAAAACUUGACUGCACAUUGUUAUUAUUAGUGUUGUGAUUUUUAUUUAAUUUUUUUGUAAUACAAAGUUGACUUUUUUAUUUGAAUUUGUCUUUUUUUUUAUUUAUUGGUCUGAAAGCCAUUUCAAAGGUAUAAUAAUAUAUUUGGUGUAAUUUAAUUGGUGCAACAUUAUUUUACAGCUCCGGCCAAAAUUGUUUGGUGUUAUUUUUUGGUUUUUUUGUUUUUUUCUCCCAAUCCUUGGUUGGUUUGAGCUCUACGAGGCACACAGGGGAAAACGCUGGAUAAUCACCCAAAGUGUUUGUAUUUUUAAUCUGAUACUGUUUUUUAUUAAAUAAAAUGAAAUUAAUGUAACUGUGAAAA
Molecule: messenger RNA, 4841 nt
Organism: Calidris pugnax (ruff)
Lineage: Eukaryota; Metazoa; Chordata; Aves; Charadriiformes; Scolopacidae
Gene: NUAK1
Product: NUAK family, SNF1-like kinase, 1
Exons: 7
Coding region: 10-1938 (642 amino acids)
Biological process (GO): microtubule cytoskeleton organization; protein phosphorylation; intracellular signal transduction
Cellular component (GO): cytoplasm
Molecular function (GO): ATP binding; protein serine/threonine kinase activity; tau-protein kinase activity
Source: RefSeq, a predicted model, not a curated record